Molecule: messenger RNA, 4885 nt
Organism: Gadus macrocephalus (Pacific cod)
Lineage: Eukaryota; Metazoa; Chordata; Actinopteri; Gadiformes; Gadidae
Gene: cep85
Product: centrosomal protein 85
Exons: 12
Coding region: 1568-3685 (705 amino acids)
Cellular component (GO): centrosome
Source: RefSeq, a predicted model, not a curated record
AUGAUGCUCCUUUUACACUUGACUGCUUACAUAUAUGCUUUGGAAUAGAAGUACGGUGGUCUGAGCGCUAUGGAGUCAUGGAUUUCAACAUGAUGUCGUUUAUUUACUUUAAUACAUUGUACGUCUACUUGAAUGGAGGACGUUUCUCAUAAGGGCUCUCCAUAUAUUUCAUUUCCUGUAAAAAUCGGGUGUUUAAAAACUCAGAAAAAGUACUAACUGUAAAGAUCAGUGUUAAACUGACUGAGAAACGAGGAGAGGUUUCAGCCACUUUAAACGUCUAAUUAUGGAGUCCCUGGAAUCUUUGUUGGCAGAUGUUUUUGCAGAAAUUAUGCUUUUUUCUGUCCUGUGAUUGAGUACGGGUUCGUCCCUUCUUCUGCGUGUUGUUCUCCCCGACUAUAUAUAGAGUGAAGAGAUGUGUUCAAGAUCAUUUGAUGCCCAGAAGAUUUGAAGCAGCAGAUUAUAUUCCCGGCCAAAUAUGCCUCAAGGCUUGGCCACAGUGUGUUGGUGCUGGAUCUAAUUAGGAGGUAGGAGGCAACGUGAGGUGGCCACAUGGAAAAUCAGGAGGGCUGGUUGACCCUGAGUGGAAAUCCUCUGCAUGCGAUGGAGCUUGGCUAUCAUCAAAUAAUGACACUGGCACCGUGAGAGGUAAUAGUUCCUGACAAACCUGUAUGAGAUCCAACCUGCUUUCAUAUUUAAUUAAAAUACAGGCGAACAUAUAGUUUGAGUCAGUUCGGUAGCCUGAGGUAAUAGCUAGCUAAGACUAUCAAGCUAAUGUAGGAUUAACUAUCCAGAUUGUAUAGGAUUGCUGCGCUUAUUUAGUUAGUGGUGGAGGGAGAGUAUGAAAGAUGAAUGCUUCCAAAGGGUUUUCGCUCUCCGUCAGAGUUAGUUUAGACUUGUUCCAGCCAGCUAUGAAUCAGUGGAGCCUGGAGGCACCUUACUCAUCUCGAUCAGAUCAUAACAGCUCGUGUAUGGCUGCCAAAAAUACCGUGCCAGUUAUAACCUAUGGAGUUCUGUUGAUUCUCGGAAAGUUUUCCACCUUACAAGUGGCGGCUGUUGUUUUGGUUCAACCUGACGAACGGCACUGCACCUCCUUGGUUCAGCCGUUGUUUUUGGCCGUACACACGUGUGAUGUGUGACACAGUGGGUGGAGGCAAGGUGCUUAAAUAAGCGGCUCCCACAGAUCACCCCUGUAACUUGAGAGGUGGGCUAUAAAUACCACUAACCUUUCCCGUGUGCCUGUUUGCUCCACUCUGGGUACAGAUGGGGUUCAGUCAAACCACCGGACAAUACGUCUUUGGGCACAGGGCAGCGGCCUACCGCUCCGCUGUCGGGUCUUUGGUCCAUAGUAAAUUCUUCGCAGUGUAAAGAAAUGCAGAAGGGGGACAUUUGGUCGGGGUUGAAGCGCGUGGAUGUUUGGCUUGGCUCAGCUGUGAAGACAUGCCCCAGCUAACGAGUUUGUUGCGGUGGAUUGAAUGCAGAGUGACACUCAGAUUUCUGCAGGGUCGGCAGCGGCGCCUCUUCCUUCCAGCCCAUCCGCAGUCAGAUUCCCAUCCCCACCGCGCAUGUCAUGCCCUCCACGGCCGCCGAGCCCCACCUCCGCGCCCUGGAGGAGCCCCAGGCCAGCGCUGAGCUCCACAGGACCUCCUCGGCCUCCAGGACCUCCAGCAGCUCCAGCUCCAACUCCAAGUCCUCCUCGCUCUCCAAGUCCGCCUCCUCGCCAAACUUGGACGCUCAGGGCGGCGGCGGCGGGGGGGGGGGGGACCCCGCGGGGCCCAAGCCCGACUGCCUGAGCAGGUUCCGCAGCCUCGUCAACGGACUGGACCACUCGCUCUUCCCCUCGGGGGAGCACACCCGCUUCGACGAGAGCCAGAGGUUCGACACCCCCUCGGUGGAGCCCACGCUCAACCAGACGGCCCUGACGGGCGGGAUGUGUCCCGACGGGAGGCUCAGGAUGCAGUCCCACGGCCGCGGCACGGAGGCCUACAAAGGCAGCCUGGAGAACUCUUACAAAGCGCUCCCGGAGGCCUGCAGGGCCGGCCAGGCCGGGGCGGCCGGCCCGGCGGGCCUUUACCCCAUUUCCCUGGGCCCUCUGCAGGCACAGGCUCUGCAGAGGGAGCACGCGGCGGCGGCGGCGGCCAACGCCUACGAAGCGCAGAGCCUUCAGGACGCGUGCAGCGCCCUGUCCAGCUGUCACCAGCAGCAGCAGCACAAGCAGCAGCUGGAGAGCCUGCGACUGCAGGUGGAACAAAUGCAGUUAAUGUCCUCUGGGCUGGGCAUCAAUGUCCCGUACCCUUCGUUGUACUCCGCUCCCCUGCACCCUGAGGCCGCGAAGUGGGAGACUCUGGUCAAAGCCAACGAGGGGCUGCUGAAGGAGAAGGAGAUCCUGAUCGAGAGGCAGAAGCAGCACAUGGUCCAGCUGGAGCAGCGCCUUCGGGACAGCGAGCUGCAGGUCCACGGGGCCCUCCUGGGCCGAGGGGCCCCCUACGCCGACGUGUGCAUGCUCCGGCUGCAGGAGGCCCAGCGGGAGAACGCCUUCCUCCGGGCUCAGUUUGCCGAGCGGGCCGACUGCGCCGCCAUGGAGCAGGCGGAGGCGGAGCGCCGACUGGGCGGCGUGGAGGCGGAGACGCGGCACCUGACGGACGCGUUGAGGGAGAGCGGCGAGAGGCACGGCGAGGAGCUGAGGAAGCAGGAGGAGAGGAUCCGCAGUCGAGACAAGCACAUCAACAACCUGAAGAAGAAGUGCCAGAAGGAGGCGGAGCAGAACCGAGAGAAGCAGCAGCGCAUCGAGACCCUGGAGCGCUACCUCGCGGACCUGCCCACCAUGGAGGACUACCAGAGCCAGAACAAAGAGCUGCUGCAGACGGAGGAGAAGGCGGCCCAGCUGCAGGCCCGGCUCCGGGAGCUGGGGGUGAGCCUGGAGGAGGCCCGGUCCCACGCCCGGGAGAAGGACGCGCUGCUGGAGGACCAGCGGCGCAAGGAGCGGGAGCUUCUGACCACCGUCACCAGUCUGCAGGAGCGGGUGCAGGAGGGACUGGAGGACGGGGCCCGACUGCCUUCCCUGGACGCCGAGACGCUCCGGGCGGAGAACGGCGUCCUGAGGGACGAGCAGCAGAGGCUCAAGAAGGUCAUAGAGAAGCAGCACCGGAUGAUGGAACAGCUCGGAUCCCAGCUUCGGGCUCUAGAGGAGCAGGUGUCUCAGGAGGACGGCGGCUCCCAGGCGCUCCGAGAGGAGGUGUUCUCCAAGGAACGGAGCCUGCUAGAGCUCCGCGCCGCCAUGAAGGAGCUCUGCGUCCAGAACCAGGACCUGAUGGAGCAGAACCUCACGCUGCAGGAGAGGACGGCGGACGGCGAGUGGAAGCGGCGGGCCUCGUCGGGCCCGCAGCCCGCGGCGGCCCGCCUCACGCAGCGCCUGCACGGCGAGAUGUCCUCGUGCCUGGGCGACCUGCGCUCGCUGUGCAACGUGCUGACUCAGCGCUCCCAGGGCCAGGACCCCAACCUCUCGCUCCUGCUGGGCAUCGCGGGCCCCCCCGCGGCGGGAGAGCAGCUGGAGGACUGGCUGAGCCCGGAGGUGUUGCAGAAGAAGCUGGUCGAGGCGAAGCAGCUCCGCCGGGACGUGGAGGAGCUACGCACCACCGUCUCCGAUCGCUACGCCCAGGACAUGGGCGAGAACUGCACCACCCAAUGACCGCCCUCCAGUGAGCCGUUAUGAAUGAACUCUGGACGCGCACCGGUAACCCCUUUUUUAACAGUGUUUUUUUUUUCUCGGCCCCGAGCUGUGCUCCAACACGUGUUUUUCUGGAGGGUCCCGGUGGUGUGGGACUCGUCCCACAGAUAAUCGUUUCAGUCCGACCUCUUGUUAAUGGAAGGAACUGAGCGCUCGUGACGGAUGCGUCAGUGCCCCGUGUGUUUUUCUUUCUGUUGGAUGGUUUUAUUACGCUUGCCGAAAAAGUUUUAUUUUUUUUGUCAAGGAUGUAUCGAUUUUUGUCUUCUUAUAUCACUAACUAUCCCCGUAGGUAUAACUUAUUAAUAUCUUACUUUCUCUCUUGGAGGGGAAAACAGGACGUGGUUGACAAUCAACUGGAGCUAACGUGUUUUUUGUUUUUGAGUGCAUUAAACUGGAAUGGUUACAUUUUAUGCCAUUAUUGAAGAUGGCGGACGGUGUAGUAUUACAGACGACGGUAGCAGUGCUGGGAGUUUUCAAGAAAGAACAUUUUAGCAGAGGUAUUUUCUCCUUGAAUUAAGUGUGUGUUCUUCCAAAGUAAGGCCGUGUUUUGAGUGAAUUCAUCCAAAGCAUGCCACUGCUUGUGAUGUUUCUAAAUUCAAUUAAUUUAGACUUUAAAGCGCAAUUGGCCGUUAACUCUUUAAUCUCCCACCUUUUUGGUGUAUCAGCAAACAUAAUAAUCAGUACAUUCCCAGACUGUGAUUGUAACAAAUACUCCAGGGCUAUCCCGAGGCCUGAAGGGGCCUGUUCACUGUUCUUUGUAGAAACAUGAACUGUGUAAGAGCAGCUACAUCCUGUGAUUCUAGGUAGACUCAGCCCUAUCUAGAGGAUGUCACUCAGCGUUUACGUUUCAAUUGGUUUAUAUAGGAUAGCGACUCUUUGUAUAGGCAGGAUAAACACUACACUUGGAUUUAGUCUUUUUUUGUUGUGUGUUGUUGCUUAUUAUUCUGGUAAUUGGUUAUAAUUCAAUAUACUUGAUAUCAAGCACAGGAUCUAUUGAGGAGCCUUAACAGUGUUGGCUAGCUAACAUUUGUUUUAUUUGUUUUGCAGUCUGCUACCACAUGCCUUACCAUUUCUAAUGUUUGUCAAAUGGAAGAGAUGUUUAUAUUUUCAUAUGGUUGCCCUUGACUCGAAACUUAGAAAUAAAGACUUUAUUAAAAACUA